AUGAACAUUCUCGAAGACAAGACUCUCGCUCAUUCGCUGAAACGAGUCAAACAUGAGACCUCUCAAGAGUCUGAGGCUCUCGGUGAGGAUGAGAUUGUCUCCUCGACCGUCCCCUCCAAGUACAGGGGUACCGCCACCGACAGGGAGGACAUGCGCACUCUUGGGAAAAAACAGGUGCUGCGGCGAAAUUUCAAAUUUGUGACCAUGCUGGGCUUCGCAAGCACCGUUAUCUGCACCUGGGAGUUUCUGUUAGCGUACGACCACGGUCCCUCCUUUAUUGUUCACCAUCUUUCCCACCACUCACCAAGUCCCAGGCUCAUUUCCAUUGUGCUCCUGAAUGGAGGACCGGGAACUCUUUUCUGGGGUUUCAUCGUCUGCACCAUCGGGAUGUCCCUGGUUUAUGCAAGCAUGGCUGAGAUGGCUUCGAUGGCUCCUACCGCCGGAGGUCAGUAUCACUGGGUGUCAGAGUUUGCCCCACCCUCGAUACAAAAGCCAUUGAGCUAUCUAGUUGGUUGGCUGUGCGCCACAGGUUGGCAAGUCUUCCUCGCAGGCGUUGCCUUUAUAGUUGGGACCAUCAUCCAGGGCUUGAUAGUUCUGAACGACGAGAAAUACGAAUUCAAGGCCUGGCAUGGGACGCUUUUAGCUAUCGCCGUUAUCAGUUUUUCUAUUAUCUUUAAUACUUCCUUGGCCACCAGACUGCCUUUGAUUGAGGGCAUCGUUCUUAUUAUCCACAUGACCGGCCUCUUCGUCGUUAUUAUACCAAUGUGGGUCCUAGGUCCUCGAGCAAAUGCGCGGGAUAUUCUCUUUACCUUCAGCAACAACGCUGGCUGGCCUUCUACUGGUUUGUCUACUAUGAUCGGUCUGACUUCGCCGUUUGGCUGUCUGCUUGGAUAUGAUUGCUCUGUGCAUAUGGCUGAAGAGAUUAAGGAUGCAUCAUCCACGUUACCGAAAGCAAUCAUGUGGUCUCUAGGCCUGAAUGCCGCUAUGGGUUUCAUCAUGGCCACUACAUUUGUUUUUACUAUGGGUGACGUUACAAGUCUUCUAGAAUCACCUACUGGAUAUCCUUUUAUUCAGGCUUUUUAUAAUAGCACUCGAAGCCUUGCGCUCACUAAUCUUAUGACGGCUAUCAUCAUCAUUUGCUGCAUCUCCUGCUGCAUUAGCGAAGUGGCCACGGCUUCUAGACAGAUUUGGUCAUUUGCGCGUGAUGGAGGUCUACCAUUUUCUGGAUUUCUUUCCCAGGUUACCCCCGGAUGGAAUAUUCCUCUCCGCGCUGUACUUGUGUCGCUUUGCGUUAGUGCCUUACUCGCAUGCAUUAACAUUGGCUCCACCACUGCGCUCUACGCUAUCAACUCUCUUGGUGGCGUCUCUGUAAUAUCUUCAUACUUCAUUACCAUUGCAUGCGUCCUGCAUAAACGACUUCGUGGAGAGCCACUUCCAAGACGGCGAUGGACAUUGGGCAAAUAUGGCGUCGCGGUCAACAUAGGAGCGCUUCUUUUCCUUAUUCCUUUGUGGUUCUUCUUAUUUUGGCCUGUCUACACGCCUGUGACGCUCCAGACCAUGAAUUGGGCUGCGGUCAUGUACACAGCCAUCGUGGUCGUUGCGGUGGCAUAUUACCUCAUCAAAGGGAGGCAUACGUAUACUUCUCCAGUCACGUUGACCAAGAGAGAUAUUUAG
Endocarpon pusillum Z07020 is the source of this 1674-nucleotide messenger RNA. RefSeq lists its product as uncharacterized. The coding region runs from base 1 to 1674 and encodes 557 amino acids. Gene Ontology annotation, biological process: transmembrane transport. NCBI's taxonomy places the organism in Eukaryota, Fungi, Ascomycota, Eurotiomycetes, Verrucariales, Verrucariaceae. Gene Ontology annotation, cellular component: membrane. The transcript has 6 exons. Gene Ontology annotation, molecular function: transmembrane transporter activity. The record is from RefSeq and is a predicted model, not a curated record.